Pestalotiopsis fici W106-1 is the source of this 696-nucleotide messenger RNA. RefSeq lists its product as uncharacterized. The coding region runs from base 1 to 696 and encodes 231 amino acids. The transcript is spliced from 2 exons. Gene Ontology annotation, biological process: superoxide metabolic process. The record is from RefSeq and is a predicted model, not a curated record. Gene Ontology annotation, cellular component: mitochondrion. Gene Ontology annotation, molecular function: metal ion binding; superoxide dismutase activity. NCBI's taxonomy places the organism in Eukaryota, Fungi, Ascomycota, Sordariomycetes, Amphisphaeriales, Sporocadaceae.
AUGCCGAUUCGUUUGCCAACCUCAACUCUCCGGGCCGCCAGCCAGGCCGUCCGAGGUGCUCGUUCUACCAGCGCUGUCGGAGGCAUCACCUUUGCUCGUGGCAAAGCCACUCUACCCGAUCUAUCCUAUGACUAUGGCGCCCUUGAGCCCUACAUCAGCGGCAAGAUCAUGGAGUUGCACCACAAGAACCACCACCAGACCUAUGUCAACGGUCUCAAUAGCGCGCUCGAGACCAUUGAGGAGGCCAAGUCCAAGGGCAACGAGGCGGCUGCCGCUUCAGUCGCACCCCUGCUGAACUUUCACGGUGGCGGUCACAUCAACCACACUCUCUUCUGGGAGAACCUAGCUCCUGCCAACCAGGGUGGCGGUGGUGAGCCUGAGGGUGCGUUGAAGAAGAGUAUCGAAGAAGACUUUGGAGGCUUUGAUACUCUGAGGAAGCAGGUCAAUACGGCGCUGGCAGGAAUUCAGGGAAGCGGUUGGGCCUGGUUGGUCAAGGACAAGAGUGCUGGCACUUUGCAGGUUGUCACCCGCGCCAACCAGGACCCCGUCACGGGCAACUACGUUCCCUUGCUCGGCAUUGAUGCCUGGGAGCACGCCUACUACCUCCAGUACCAGAACCGCAAGGCCGAAUACUUUGACGCCAUUUGGAAUGUUAUCAACUGGAAGACUGUCGCCAACAGAUUGGAGAAGGCCUAG